Aspergillus sclerotioniger CBS 115572 is the source of this 1224-nucleotide messenger RNA. Its product is annotated as M20 family metallo-hydrolase. The coding region runs from base 1 to 1224 and encodes 407 amino acids. The transcript is spliced from 5 exons. Gene Ontology annotation, molecular function: hydrolase activity, acting on carbon-nitrogen (but not peptide) bonds, in linear amidines. The record is from RefSeq and is a predicted model, not a curated record. NCBI's taxonomy places the organism in Eukaryota, Fungi, Ascomycota, Eurotiomycetes, Eurotiales, Aspergillaceae.
AUGUUUGGACGAACCAUUGCCCGUCAGCUCUCCCCGACGGCUUUGCGCCGGUCGGUAUCCACCUCGGCCGGCUCCGGACUCCAGAUCAACUCGGAUUGUCUGCUGGAAACAAUUCAUCGCACUUGUGAAUGGGUGCGACGAUGGCUGCAAGAUGAAGUGGAGAAGCUCGACUGCAAGGUUACUAUCGAUCAUAUGUGCAACAUGUUUGCCAAACAGCAAGGAUCUUUGGGAUCGCCCGCGCCUAUGACGGCCAUGGGAAGCCAUCUCGACACCCAGCCCCGGGGCGGUCGCUACGACGGCAUCCUCGGUGUCAUCGCCGCCCUGGAGGUCUUACGAACCAUGAAAGAGCAUGGAUAUCGCACUAACUAUGACAUCGGGCUGGUGAACUGGACCAACGAGGAAGGGGCCCGAUUCCCCAAGUCGAUGUGCUCGUCGGGUGUCUGGGCCGGGGCCGUUCCCGUGGAGAGCGCCUGGGGAUUGACCGACAUCUUCAACCCGGCUGUCACCCUGCGCUCCGAGCUCGAACGCCACGGCUUUUUCGGGCAGGGCCCUAUCUUGGAAGAGGCUGGCAAGUCUGUAGGGGUGGUGCGCGGUGCCCAGGGAUACCGCUGGCUUACCAUCACCGUGGCUGGUCGCGAUGCCCACACCGGCACGACACCACUGGCGGCGCGUCGGGAUCCGUUGCUGGCCGCGUCCAAGAUGAUCGUGGCUUCCAACGCAGUGGCGAAGAAGUACAGCGCACUCGCUUCCACGGGGGUCUUGAAGCUGCCACGCAGCUCGUCAACCAACACGGUCGCGUCGGGUGUGACCUUUACUCUCGACAUUCGCCAUCCCCAGAAUCAUAUCGUGCAUGCCGUCCAGGAUGAAUGCCUGCAGGCGUUUGCGGACAUCGCUCGUGAGGACGGCAAGGGCGUGUCAUUCCAUUGGACACUGGAUACCGACUCCGCGGCAGUGGAGUUUGACGAGAACUGCCUCACGGCCGUCAAAAACGCGGCCACACACUUGGUUGGUGCACACAAGUGGAUUGAAAUCACCAGCGGUGCAGGCCAUGACAGCGUCUACACUAGUCGACACUGUCCCACUGCCAUGAUCUUUGUUCCGUGCAAGGAGGGGGUGAGCCAUCAUCCCGAGGAAUACUGCAGUCCAGCCGAUUGUGCUCUCGGCACGCAAACUCUGCUGGAGACAGUCGUCAACUAUGACCGGAUGAGAAGAGAGCAGAGCUAG